GCCAGAUCUAAGGACGGACGUGCCUCAUUCAACUCCUGCUGCACAGGUUGUGAGGGAGGGAGGAAAUAGUGAGAGAGAGAGAGAGAGAGAGAGAAGGAGAGAGAUAAAGGGACAACAGGAGAGGCAAAGGAGAAUAUUAGCAACAGCCAGAGAGGGACAGAGGACAGGUGGUGAGAAAAGAGAGUCAGCUCACUUUGAUGUUUUGCUAAGAGAAGAAGUAGAAGGAGUCAGGGUGUGAAGGAGUGAGGCAGGAGAGAGAGGAGACAAGCUCUCAGGUGUGGGACUACCCAGCUGUGGGAGGUUCCUCCAGGGAAGGUAUAGUGAUCUUCGGCAGAGACCCCUCCACUCCACUGGGAGUCAGACCUCCACGAUCCAGAGUCAUGGAGCCCUCCGUGUCGACCGAGGCCGAGGGGGAGUCCAAGGAGAGGAAGAAGAUCCACUUUGCUGUGCCGGCCUCCGCGCCCACCAACCUGGACCCUCGGCAAGUGGAGAUGAUCCGGCGCAGGAGGCCCACACCCGCCACGCUGUUCAGAGUAGCCGACCAAACGUCUCCUGAGGAUGAUCAGUCCACCCAUCAGGUAAAGUGGGUCGUAGGAGAGAACGGAGUGCUCAAACCAAAACGUGUAAAUCCAAACGUGUAUCAGCCUCCAUCACUCAAAGCUGUGCAGAAGAUGGCUGAAGCACAUAUGCAGAACCUAGGUGUCUACCCUCCUUUGGAAGACCCUUGUGAAGGGGAGGAGGAUGAAGACCACUGGCAGGGAGAGGAGGGAGAGGACACAUCUCCCACCAAAGCUGCUGAUCACCAAGACACCGCGACCACUGAGCAGUCAGACAAGUUUUCCAGCGUGAGAGAGAUGGCCAAGCAAAUCCAAGCAGCACAAGAGGAAGAGGAGGAGGAGGAGGAGGAGGAGGAGGAUGACGGAGAGGGGGACAAAACCAAGGCAACAACAGAGGAGAACAGUCGAGGGAGCAACUGAGAGAGAGAGAAAGAGAGCGAGAGAGAACGAGAAAGUGGGGCAAACGAUUGGAGGGAAGAUUUGGGGAGAGUGAAGGUGUGUCGUUACAAUAUGAAGAACUCAGAAAAAAACAGAUGAAGAAGUAGGUGUUUUGUGGAUGUGUGAAUAUGUGGAGUCUGAAUGCACAAGUGAGGAUGAGCGAAGGGUCGACUGAAAGGCAGAUACUCGAGCAUGUGAGCGAGCAAAGCUUUCUGUACUGCUUCACCUCUGAGGGGUCAGGUGGAUUAAGGAGAGGACAGAGUUUGUGUGUUAGGAGUCAGCCCAUAUGAGCAGGUGAGGAAUGAUCUACUGACAGAGCAGACUACAGACGCCACCUGGGCCCAAUGUCCCUUUGUUUAUAACGAGAGUAGUAGAGGGGGCCAAGGUCAACGCGACCAAAUAUCCCGUAAGACCAGUCCUCUCUCUUCCUUAAUGCUUGUGCACAGAGCAAAAUGUUCCUUUAAAGAGGGCAAUAACCACCACAUUAACUUUAACAAAGACUGUCUCUUAUAGGACCCUUUCAUAAGUACUUGAAGGUCUUUAAAUGAGAGUGGUACAUGUGCCACUGAUUUGCAGCAGUUUGGUUGUUUAGCCCCUUUCAUUAAAUGUGCAUAUACUGCCAUCUUGUGGUAGAAAGUAGGAACGACAGAUGUAAAGUGAUACUCCAGCCAAGAACAACCUUGGCAAAGUACUUUUAAAUUAUAAUCCUUAAUGUUUUCAUAAAAUCAAUCCCUGUUUUUGAAGCUUUUUAUGGUCAGGAACUGUCAUUUAAUAUAUUCAUAUUCAGUAAUGACCUCUCUGCAGCAUGUAAUCCACCUGUACUGUUUUUAAUGUCAUCUCAUUUCUGUCAUCCUCACUGUUUACUGUUCUCACUGCUAACAUUGCAUCAGACCUGUGUUAAAUGAUCACAUGGAUUAUAACUAAUCUACAACUGAUUACAACAGUGACCAUUUUCAAAGAUUGGUACUAAAAAUAUGUGGCCUGGAGUAUCACUUUAUGUGUGACCUAAUAACAAGCACCAAAAUGUUUGUCUAUAAUUGUGGUAAAUUUAUGAGCAAGUGUGUGUUGUUAUUUCAUACCAUACUUUUCAUUUUUGAGCAUACUUAAAAUUAAAGCUACCUCUAAUUUGUUUGAAAUACAGAACCCUGCCAUUUCCUCCAUGCCUCAUGCGUUUGAACUCGAUUCAUUGUGAACUGACUCCCUGUUAAGGAAUCAAAAAAAAAAAGAAAAAAAAAAAAGGAAAUUUGAAAUCUUUUUUUCCAAUAGUGUUGACUCACAGAUUUCCUUUUGUAUGUUAACACUUUUCUAUUGUCAUCUUUUUAAUCGUUCACUCAUGAUCUGUAUGUCACGGAUCUGUUGUCAGAGCUAUUUUUCUAAUCUAUUGUUCGGUGUAUGAGUAGCUCAGCUCUGUCCUGUUUCUACUGACUCUAUCCAAAUACUCAAAAGACUCACAGGCCUGCAUGUAGCAUGCAGCACACAGACAACCAGGCACUGUACGGUCACUGCUCAAACUUUCUGCACUCUUUCUACCACAGAUAUUCACUCGGUCUCUCUCUUUUCAUGGAGUCAACAACAGUUUUAAAUGUUUUUACUCACCAUCAUUUCCAAUUGAACUAAAGAAACAGGCUCUGAUUAUAAGACUUUUUCCAGUUGUGCCACAGGAUGAAUAAAUCUUUCUGUUUGUAUAUAUAAAAAACUGUAUGAAACUUUUUUUAACCUCUGACCUGCCCAAACUGCCGGAUGACUGGGUGAGCAGGCUGUGUGUGCUGACGCUCUGCAGCCGACGCCGUCCUCCCUCCUCCGCUCUCCGUCCACCUCCCCUCUCCUCCCGGGUCAGAAGAAAGCAACCAUGGAAAGACAUGUAUGAACUCUUACUGCUUAUUCUGUCUUUAUUUUUAUUUUAUUUCCCCAUUCUCUUGUUUCUCAAUGUGAUGUGGUUGUUUUAAAGUGAGCAACAAUAUAUCAAAAUAAACCGUUUUUCCUUUUUCUCCUUCAA
Messenger RNA from Seriola dumerili (greater amberjack), 2991 nucleotides. It is a transcript of the gene ppp1r1b, whose product is annotated as protein phosphatase 1 regulatory subunit 1B-like. The coding region runs from base 381 to 977 and encodes 198 amino acids. The transcript has 5 exons. The record is from RefSeq and is a predicted model, not a curated record. NCBI's taxonomy places the organism in Eukaryota, Metazoa, Chordata, Actinopteri, Carangiformes, Carangidae. Gene Ontology annotation, molecular function: protein phosphatase inhibitor activity. Gene Ontology annotation, biological process: intracellular signal transduction. Gene Ontology annotation, cellular component: cytoplasm.